This is a messenger RNA of Phyllostomus hastatus (greater spear-nosed bat), 2454 nucleotides long. RefSeq names its product protocadherin alpha-3-like. The record is from RefSeq and is a predicted model, not a curated record. Gene Ontology annotation, molecular function: calcium ion binding. Gene Ontology annotation, biological process: homophilic cell-cell adhesion. Lineage: Eukaryota; Metazoa; Chordata; Mammalia; Chiroptera; Phyllostomidae. Bases 1 to 2454 code for a protein of 817 amino acids. Gene Ontology annotation, cellular component: plasma membrane. The transcript has a single exon.
AUGCAAGAGAGACUAAGCAUUUGGGAAAGGGUUGCAAUGGUGUUUUCCUGGGGAGAAGUUCUAGGAGCCCGGCGACAACUGCUUUCGCUUCUGCUCCUCGCACUCUGGGAGACCGGGAGCGGCCAGGUCCACUACUCGGUCCCCGAGGAGGCCAAACACGGCACCUUCGUGGGCCGCAUCGCGCAGGACCUGGGGCUGGAGCUGGUGGAGCUGGUGCCGCGCCUGUUCCGGGUGGCGUCCAAAGGCCGCGGGGACCUUCUGGAGGUAAACCUGCAGAAUGGCAUCUUGUUUGUGAAUUCUCGGAUCGACCGGGAGGAGCUGUGCGGGCGGAGCGCGGAGUGCAGCAUCCACCUGGAGGUGGUGGUGGAGCGGCCGCUGCAGGUUUUCCACGUGGAGGUGGAGGUCAAAGACAUUAAUGACAACCCGCCGGUUUUCCCAAUGGCUGUAAAAAAAUUGUUUAUUUACGAAUCCCGGCCGCCUGGCUCUCGGAUUCCGCUAGAGGGCGCAUCAGAUGCAGAUGUAGGAGUGAAUUCGCAGCUGACCUACAUUCUUAACUCCAAUGAAUAUUUUACCUUGGAUGUUAAAAGGAAUGAUGAGGAAAUUAAAUCCCUUGGGCUCGUGUUGAAAAAACUGUUAAAUCGGGAGGACACUCCUGAGCAUCGCUUACUAAUAAUGGCAGUUGACGGUGGGAAGCCCGAGCUCACGGGCACUACUCAAUUGACCAUCACCAUUCUAGAUGUGAAUGACAACGCCCCCGAGUUUGAGAAGUCGGUCUACAAAGUCAGAUUAUUCGAAAAUGCAUCAAAUGGUACUCUAGCAGUGAUUGUUAACGCCUCUGAUUUAGAUGAAGGAGUAAAUAAGGACAUUGUAUAUUCUUUCAGUACAGACACGUCUGCGGAUAUUCUGUCGAAAUUCCACUUAGACCCGGUUAAUGGAUACAUCAGUGUAAAGGGUAACUUAGAUUUUGAGGAAACCAAGUUAUACGAAAUCCAGGUGGAAGCAACAGAUAAAGGAAUGCCCCCAAUGGCAGAUCACUGCACUGUCCUAGUGGAAAUUCUAGACACCAAUGAUAAUGUACCUGAGUUGGUUAUCAAAUCACUAUCCUUGCCUGUAUUAGAAGAUGCUCCGCUCGGCACAAUCAUCGCCCUGAUUAGCGUGUCUGACCGCGACUCCGGUCCCAACGGGCAGGUGAGCUGCACUCUGUCGCCACACGUUCCUUUCAAGCUGGUGUCCACCUUCAAGCACUACUAUUCACUGGUGCUGGACAGCGCCCUGGACCGCGAGAGCGUGGCGGACUACGCUGUAGUAGUGACCGCGAGGGACGGGGGCUCGCCCUCGCUGUCCGCCACCGCCAGCGUGUCCGUGGAGGUGGCAGACGUGAACGACAACGCGCCCACGUUCGCGCAGCCCGAGUACACGGUGUUCGUGAAGGAGAACAACCCGCCCGGCUGCCACAUCUUCACGGUGUCCGCGCGGGACUUGGACGCGCAGGAGAACGCGCUGGUGUCCUACUCGCUGGUGGAGCGGCGGGUGGGCGAGCGCGCGCUGUCGAGCUACGUGUCUGUGCACGCGGAGAGCGGCAAGGUGUUCGCGCUGCAGCCUCUGGACCACGAGGAGCUGGAGCUGCUGCAGUUCCAGGUGAGCGCGCGCGACGCGGGCGUGCCUCCUCUGGGCAGCAACGUGACGCUGCAGGUGUUCGUGCUGGACGAGAACGACAACGCGCCCGCACUGCUGCCGCCUGGGGCGGGCAGAGCGGGCGGCGGCGCUGUGAGCCAGCUGGUGUCGCGGUCUGUGGUCGCGGGCCAUGUGGUGGCGAAGGUGCGCGCGGUGGACGCGGACUCUGGCUACAACGCGUGGCUGUCUUAUGAGCUGCAGCCGGCGGCGGGUGGUGCACGCAGCCUGUUCCGGGUGGGGCUGUACACGGGCGAGAUUAGCACGACGCGCACCUUGGACGAGGUCGAUGCGCCACGCCAGCGCCUAUUGGUGCUGGUGAAGGACCACGGGGAGCCCGCGCUGGCGGCCACGGCCACCGUGCUGCUGUCGCUAGUGGAAAGCAGCCAGGCGCCAAAAACCUCAUUCCAGCCGUCUGCGGGAGCAGUGAGCACAGGAACUGAGCUAGUGGAAGUCAAUGUAUACUUGAUCAUCGCCAUCUGCGCGGUGUCCAGUCUGUUGGUGCUCACACUACUGCUGUACACGGCUCUGAAGUGUGCGGUGCCGUGGACUGAGGGCGCGUGCGCGCCCGGGAAGCCAGUGCUAGUGUGCUCCAGCGCGGUGGGGAGCUGGUCGUACUCGCAGCAGAGGCGGCAGAGGGUGUGCUCUGGGGAGGGCCCGCCCCCGCCCAAGACAGACCUCAUGGCCUUCAGCCCCAGCCUUCCAGCUGGUUCGUUUAGCGGGGAGAGAGAAGAACAACUGGAUGUGGAUGCUGAUGUUUCUGCCAAAGUGAGUAAUUUUUAA